AGUUACCGUGAACACAACAUCUGACCUACAAACAAUACCCCGGAAGUAAUCGUGCUGAAUUGUUGUUGUAGAUCGGCGGCUGUAACGCGCCUGCGUGAGUUAGUGAGCUGUGUUGAGGUUGUUGUGUAGUGAAGCAGUGUGUUAAUUACACUAACACGGUCACUGCUGGACCUUUAUGUGUGUGUACAGAACAUUAGUGUGUAAUUAACCCGUCAUUAACGGGUGAGGUGUCUGUAACACGCCCAUGCCGGAAAUCUGCCUGUAUGUUGACGUUAAGGUGACGUGGAUACAACAGGACGUGUUGGUGAAGUAAACCGACCUGUUUGUGUCACAGUGCUGGUUGUGUACAGACUCACAUCUGUGUUCGGGUCGGACUCAACAUACAGGGACCACAUCAGCUGUGGCCUGAGCUCGGAACAGGACGGGGUCGGUUCUGUACGGCUGUCUCGGUUCGGUUCUGUACUGCUGUCUCGGUUCUGUACUGCUGUCUCGGUUUUGUACUGCUGUCUCGGUUCGGUUCUGUACUGCUGUCUCGGUUCUGUACUGCUGUCUCGGUUCUGUACUGCUGUCUCGGUUCUGUACUGCUGUCUCGCUUCGGUUCUGUACUGCUGUCUCAGUUUUGUACGGCUGUCUCGGUUCUGUACUGCUGUCUCGGUUCGGUUCUGUACUGCUGUCUCGGUUCUGUACUGCUGCCUCGGUUCUGUACGGCUGUCUCGGUUCGGUUCUGUACUGCUGUCUCGGUUCUGUACUGCUGUCUCGGUUCGGUUCUGUACUGCUGUCAUCGGGAACAGGGACAAUGACGACGAGUCUUCGCUGGUCCGUGGGCUUUCGGCUGCUUCUCCUGUGCCUGUUUCCACAAGUCGCCUGGGCAGCUGCUUACAAGGAAGGCGAUCCUGUCGUACUUUACGUGAAUAAAGUGGGGCCUUAUCAUAACCCCCAGGAAACCUACCAUUAUUAUACUCUCCCUGUCUGCAGACCCAAAGAGGUGCGUCAUAAAGCCUUAAGUCUGGGAGAGGUUCUGGAUGGUGACAGAAUGGCCGAGUCUUUAUACAACAUUCACUUCAGGGAGAACAUAGAAAAGCAGACACUAUGUCAGCUCACACUGACGGAGAAAGAGGUGGAUCAGUUGAGAGAAGCAAUCGAAGAGCUGUAUUACUUUGAGUUUGUCCUGGAUGAUGUUCCUAUCUGGGGCUUUGUGGGAUAUAUGGAGGAGAGUGGAUUCCUGCCGCACACACACAAGGUCGGCUUGUGGACGCACUUGGACUUCAAUAUCGAGUAUAAUGGCAACUCUGUGAUUUUUGCCAACGUGUCUGUAAAAGACGUGAAGCCGGUGCCUUUGGACGACGGAGGAGGUGACGGGGCAAAUGUCAAUAACGGAGGUCUCGUAGUUACUCACACCUACAGCGUGCACUGGUUCGAGAGCCUUCUGCCCCACGCGCGCAGAGCCGAACGUCUCCGAGACUACUCCUUUUUUCCAAAGACUCUGGAGAUCCACUGGCUGUCGAUCAUCAACUCAUUGGUGCUGGUGGUGCUGCUGCUAGGCUUUGUCAUCAUCAUCCUCAUGAGGGUGUUGAAGAAUGACUUUGCCAGAUAUAACGUCGAGGAAGACGGGACCUGUGACGAUCUGGACCAGGGCGAUAACGGCUGGAAGAUCAUUCACACCGAUGUCUUUCGUUUCCCACCAUAUAAAAGCUUGCUGUGUGCGGUGCUCGGUGUAGGAGCUCAGUUCCUCACGUUGGCCACCGGAAUCAUCAUCAUGGCACUGCUGGGGAUGUUUAAUGUGCAUCGCCAUGGAGCCAUAAACUCUGCUGCCAUCGUACUGUAUGCGCUGACUAGCUGUGUGUCAGGAUACUGCUCAUGUAGCUUCUACACCCAGAUCCACGGCCAUCGCUGGGUUUGGAACAUCAUCCUCACCUCCACCCUCUUCUCUGCCCCACUCUUUCUGACCUGGAGCAUAGUAAACACUGUACACUGGUGGAGCGGCUCCACACAGGCACUUCCUGCAUCUACGGUGCUCCUGUUACUAGGUGCUUGGGUGCUUGUGGGUUUUCCUCUUACAGUCAUCGGGGGGAUUGUGGGUAAGAACCGUGCUGGCAGUUUUCAGGCUCCGUGUCGCACACGUAACAUUCCGCGGCAGAUCCCGGGGCAGCCGUGGUACAAACACACCGCUGUGCACAUGGCCAUCGGAGGGUUCCUGCCUUUCAGUGCCAUAUCAGUGGAGCUUUACUACAUCUUUGCGACAGUGUGGGGUCGGGAGCAGUACACGCUUUACGGCAUCCUGCUGUGUGUCUUUGCGAUCCUGCUGUCUGUUGGAGCCUGCAUCUCUGUGGCUCUCACCUACUUCCUGCUUUCAGGUGAAGAUUAUCGCUGGUGGUGGCGAAGCGUCCUGAGCACCGGCUCCACCGGCAUCUUCAUCUUCGUCUACUCCCUUUUUUACUAUUGGAAUCGGUCGAGCAUGAGCGGCCUGGUGCAGAGCAUGGAGUUCUUCGGCUAUUCCUUACUGACCGCAUUCGUGUUCUCGCUCAUGCUGGGGACCGUUUCCUUCUGGGCCUCUCUGGCGUUUAUCCGUUACAUCUACUGCAGCCUGAAGAUGGACUGAAGAUCGUUUCGUUUCUGGACACGAGAUCAAACUGGAGGGUAGUUUAUUUUUCAGAACAUGGAUUAUAAACUGUUUAAAACUUUUGAGACGUUCUCAAAGAGAGACUGAUGCUUAAAAAUCCUAAGAUGCAUUUAAAUGGUAUGAUCAGUAAAUAUUUGCUUUACAAUAUUUGUAUUGGAGUGACAUUGAAAGCGGAGCAGAAAACUGCUGCAUGUUCGUUUAUUACAACAAAACGUUUACUGAAGAUGAAUCUUGGCUCCUUUAGUCACGGCGUUCGGUUCGUCCAGUGCACAGAACUAGUACAUAUGGGUUUAAUGUAGAGCUUUGGGAUAUAUAACGUGUUUCAUAGGUAAAGUUUAUUAAUGUGUGAACAGAGACGUUUAGAAAGGGACAAUAAAGCAUUAAAGGCUCGUGUGAUGUGUACGGCGCUGACGUGAAUAUUUAUUAAGGGAAACGUUUUAGAGAGAUUUAUGAUGUGGAAACAAUCAGACCAACUAACAAAAGUACAAAGAAAAGAGACUAUUCAUGCUAUAUGACGUAUUAUAGCAGUAUUAAUAAGCGUCAGUAAGUCUUCAGAACAGAAUCUCUAGUUUAUCUCUCGUGUCUUUGGUGUGAAACAGGACAAAAGUGGGAGCAAAAUGUUCUAUAGUCACCAUUUACUGUGAUCUCAGACCUUCAUAUACAAACUUUUCAAUAAAAGCUACUUUUUUCCUACAGAAAAA
Molecule: messenger RNA, 3321 nt
Organism: Tachysurus fulvidraco (yellow catfish)
Lineage: Eukaryota; Metazoa; Chordata; Actinopteri; Siluriformes; Bagridae
Gene: tm9sf1
Product: transmembrane 9 superfamily member 1
Exons: 9
Coding region: 797-2599 (600 amino acids)
Biological process (GO): protein localization to membrane
Cellular component (GO): membrane
Source: RefSeq, a predicted model, not a curated record